Ochlerotatus camptorhynchus is the source of this 1193-nucleotide messenger RNA. RefSeq lists its product as uncharacterized. The transcript is spliced from 2 exons. NCBI's taxonomy places the organism in Eukaryota, Metazoa, Arthropoda, Insecta, Diptera, Culicidae. Bases 167 to 772 code for a protein of 201 amino acids. The record is from RefSeq and is a predicted model, not a curated record.
GUCCAUCAAAAAGAAAACAACAGAAAAACUUGAAAAACAAAAGCUGUGAAAUUCAAAAGAUUUUUCACAAAAUAGGUACAAUAGAUUAACAUAAAAAUCUUCCAUUGCAUUUUCAUCGAUUAGCAAAGAAAGCCAAACUGCCGUGGACAGAAAAAUCAUAGCAACGAUGGCAUCAACACGAGCUUUCAACGUUCUCGAGCAACGGAAUACCAACGAAAAUCCGCGCAUUGGCAAAACGCCAUUGCUGGGCAAAAAUGCCUCCCGUGGUCCAUUCAAAAGUGCCCUCAAAGAUCUGACCAACAGCUCCUCGUCGCGGGCUAAUUUGAACAGUAAGCAGCUGUCAGAUGGAGCAACUGCCAUCAAAAAACCUCUCCUGCAGAAGUCCGUCAUCGCUUCUUCAGUUUCUCGGAAGAAAUCGACCGAAAGCAAUGCACAAAAACCUGCAGUAGCAACGAAGAAUUUCGCAGCAGCUCCAUUCCCGAUAUUCACACCACUGGACGCCGAGUACAGUUGGGGAAAGGAAGCCUGUUUGCGGGACGAUCUUCUGGAGCAGAUGAUUGAUUUCCAUGGCGUUAGCUACAGGCGGGAAAUCAAGCCUAUGAAACCGCUGAGGAUGGAUCCACUGGAACUGCCAGAACUAGAACUGCCCCGUCCACUGGCGAAGAAGGUGAUUCCAGCGAGACAGGUCAAACCGAUACCGGAUGAAUUACCUCGCAGUUUCCUGUUUGGUCUUCCGGAGGUGGAGAUUCCGGAUUUGGAUUUCAUGUUCUAAUGUUGCCUGCGUGGCUACAUGUGAUGAGAUAAGUAUCAUUUUGCUUUUAUUUUACAAUUGUAGUAUAUGUAAGUUUUUUUUUUUUUCGUAGAAUACUUCCUUUGUUUGUAUUUCUGAUCCGAUUUUGUUUAAUACAAAAUGACUGACUUCUAAACUGUUAAAUAUGGAACCAUUUUAUGUGUUACGUGAAAGAAAGCAUUUCAUUGCCCAAACGAUCUAAUUUCGAUGACCUAAUUUAGCAGCCCAACUCUUUCAAAUGGUUGUAUCCUUGUUCGAUAACCAUGUUUCAGGCUGCAUUUUGUUUAUUUCUGAUUCCUUCUUGGCAUAACUUCAUAAUGAUGAUAACAUUGGGCUAAAAUGAUAUCAUUGCUGAGAUACAGAGACCACGUCCGUCUGACCUAAAGGAUAUUUUUUCGCUUUG